Xenia sp. Carnegie-2017 is the source of this 552-nucleotide messenger RNA. RefSeq names its product proteolipid protein 2-like. NCBI's taxonomy places the organism in Eukaryota, Metazoa, Cnidaria, Anthozoa, Malacalcyonacea, Xeniidae. The transcript is spliced from 4 exons. The coding region runs from base 1 to 552 and encodes 183 amino acids. The record is from RefSeq and is a predicted model, not a curated record. Gene Ontology annotation, cellular component: membrane.
AUGGGGACGAUACCGAAAGGCACUGAGUACAUCAAAACGGUUCCUUUUUUCUUGAAGAUAGCAGAAUUUGUUAUACUGUUGGUUGCGAUUGGUACCCUGGGAAGAUUUUUGGACAAAAUAGACGUUACGUCAGAAAAAAGUCGAUUAGAUUUUGGAAUAUUUGCAGUUGUCGUGUCAUUGAUUGUUGUCGUUAUAAUGGCCGUUCUCUUUGUUAGUGGACUACAUGAAAAAAUUAGCAUCAUUAACUGGCCUUUGACGGUGUUUAUCAGCUGUUUGAUAUGGUCUGUAAUGCUGUUCAUAGCUGGUUGUCUCCUAGCUGAUACUGUUCGCAAGUUUAAUAAGAAUAUUGCGUUCACUUCUAUUUCAUCUUGUGAUUACCUGGACAGAGGAAACCAUGGUGCAACAUGUGGUCAUCUUAUUGGUGCUACGGUUUGCUGUUUCAUUGCAAGCAUUCUUUUUGCAGUUGAUGCUUUCAUUAACUUCCGUAUACAAAGAGAUCAAAGUGACACAUCUUCGGCUACGGCCUCUGCACCUGAAAAGACUUCUACAUAG